Molecule: messenger RNA, 3287 nt
Organism: Larimichthys crocea (large yellow croaker)
Lineage: Eukaryota; Metazoa; Chordata; Actinopteri; Sciaenidae
Gene: kcnip4a
Product: potassium voltage-gated channel interacting protein 4a
Exons: 8
Coding region: 656-1330 (224 amino acids)
Biological process (GO): regulation of potassium ion transmembrane transport
Cellular component (GO): voltage-gated potassium channel complex
Molecular function (GO): potassium channel regulator activity; calcium ion binding
Source: RefSeq, a predicted model, not a curated record
UGCUGAGUAGAGCAGAGCAGCAGGCGCACUACGAGAUUAAGCGUGGGAGCGUGUGUUUGUUUGUGUGUCUGAGAGGGACGGAGAAACUGGCUGACUGGAUCACCACUGUAUUGUGAAGAGUAGUGUCUGAUAACACAGAAGAAGAGUAGGAGCGUGCUUGCUCAGGGGAGUUGCAGGAAAAGUCAGAAGAAGGAGUGAGUGUUGGAGGAAGGAAAAAAAAAGAGACUGAGACAAGCCCCCUCAUCUUCCCAAGAGAACAGGAGGUAAACCGCCGGUAAGCAAAUAUUAAUGACCUGACAAAUAAUUUUUUUUAAAAAGCACACAACAUCCCUGUGUUGGUCAGACAGCCUUACCCUGGAGCAGCGCACCAGAGGAGCCCGGAUACAUAUUUAUAUACACACACGCGCAAGACAAGCCCCCCACCUUCAGUGCUCUUCACUCACUCAUGAUCAUCACUGCCGCCACGCGCAGACACGAGGGCCACGCUGACACAACCAGAGGUGUGCAGGAGAGAAAAGGACACUUGCCCUGUCAAAAAAGUCUUGCUUGGAUUUUCUUUUCUUUUUUUCUUUUCUUUUUUUAACUGUGAAGCCAGAGUCCUCCUUUUGUGCUGACCUUUCCAAGCCCUCCCCCCUUCACCCUCCCAGGAGCGAAGAUGAGCUGCAGGAAAAGGUGCAAACGGGAGAUCUUCAAGUUCGCACAGUACCUGUUCAGACUCGUAACAGGGACGCUCAACACCGACAGCGUUGAAGAUGAGCUUGAACUAUCUGCAGUCCGCCAUCGCCCUGAGGGCCUGGAACAGCUUGAAGCUCAGACCCGUUUCUCCCGCAAGGAGCUACAGAUCCUUUACCGCGGCUUUAAGAAUGAAUGCCCCAGCGGAGUCGUCAAUGAAGACACGUUUAAAGACAUCUACUCGCAGUUCUUCCCACAAGGAGAUGCUUCAACAUAUGCACAUUUCCUGUUCAACGCAUUUGACACAGAUCACAACGGCUCUGUGAGUUUCGAGGAUUUUGUCAUGGGCCUUUCUAUCCUCCUGCGAGGAACAAUCCAGGAAAAACUCAACUGGGCUUUUAACCUGUAUGAUAUCAAUAAAGAUGGAUAUAUCACUAAGGAGGAAAUGCUAGACAUCAUGAAGGCCAUCUACGACAUGAUGGGAAAAUGCACAUACCCUGUCCUCAAAGAGGAGACGCCUCGUCAGCACGUAGAAGUAUUCUUUCAGAAGAUGGAUAAAAAUAAGGACGGAGUGGUAACCAUAGACGAGUUCAUCGACUGCUGCCAAAAUGAUGAAAACAUCAUGCGAUCAAUGCACCUCUUUGAAAAUGUUCUUUAACUUUUGGCUGACCGUGGAGGAUUUGGAAAAAGGAGCAUCAUCUUUAGCUUGGCCCAAUAACUGACUUGGACUCAUACUGUGUACAGUGUGCUAUGCAGACUUUUGACCAUAGAUAAAAUAUUGUUCAUUACUGUGGGCCACAAGUAGGAGUAGCCAAUACGGUGCGAACACUCUGGAAUGAGCUGCCUUUUAAGCAUUUUAUUGAAUAAAUAGAAUUUAUUACAUAAAAACAAACAGAACGGAGAGGAGAGUUAUAUUUUCAAAAAAAACCAAAAAAAACACCUGAACUUCAAGGUUGAUUUCCACCGCCCGUCUCUGGAGUGUCUUUCCGUUUGCUGAACACCGACUUCUGCAAAGCACGUCAGCCACAACAUUAUAAACAGACAUUUCUAAUGAAUGGGUUUAUCUCUGUUGCAGGCCUUGACUUGAUUAAUUUACUGCCAAGUGAAAUCACUGUGACUUUUUACAGCAUCGAAACAAAAAAACUGAACAAAUCUGACGUCUCUGUUUAGACAUUCCAGACUGGCUCUCAGUUCCAGAGUGUUCUCACCCCGACUUAGUUAACCAUUGUGGUCUGUCUUUCUGUUCUUUCAAGGAAACAUUUAGAGGAAAAAAAACAAAACAAAACAUCCAUUGUACCAUUUUGAAUUGUAUAUAGUAUAAAGCAUUAGAUAAGAACUCUAUGAGAAACUUUUCAACUUUGCUCAUGUUUACUUGCCAACUAGAAUGAGACAACACAAGGAUUGUAUUGAUGUCAAACUCGGACCAUAAUAUCGAUGGUUUGUCUACAGAAGCACACAGGUAGCUAUAUUUACCUUGAGUAUAACAUUAGACGACGAUAUCUUUGUCAUAAGAUAAAUGCUGCUUUCAGUGUAUUUCAUUUAACCCCUGUGUAUGUAUAUUCCCUGUAAAGUAAACCAUAUAUCAGUAUGUUUUUAUUUUUGUUCUGUUUAGGAGUUUACACUAAGGGCAGUGCUAGAGCUUAUUUAUAUGGUAUUAUGGUCAUUGUACAAAAGAUUGUCAGUUGUACAGUAUUAAAUGAAAGUUUGCUCUCGGGUGAAUUUCAGGUCUUUAGAUUUGUUCAUAUAUUUCACUGUUUUUAAAGGACAGUGGGGGGUUUGCUUGUUGAUACAAACACUGUAACUUUGUAUUAUACUCAACAUUUUUGGGUCGUCGGCUAACACACCUCCUGCUGUUUUCCUCCUCUUCUUCGUCCUGUGGGCUAAAAAUCCAGCAUCCCGCACCUAUUCAGCCUGAUUGGUUCCUGCUGUCUGUGAUUAAAGCAUUGCUUGGCCCCAAAUGUGAGCAAACAUAAGGCAUGCUGGGUAGAAGUCUUACUCACUGACUUCCUCUUGCUCGUUGGAAACUACUGGAUCACUGAAAGAAGUGUCUGGACAUUAUGUAAGUAAGUUACCGAGUGUUGCAAUAUGACUUUUUCUUCUUCUUCUUCACAAUGAUUUGGACAUUGGAUACAGGAAGUAUCCAUCAAACCAGCUGUAUACUUGAGAAGUGGCUGAUUUUUUUUGGUGAAUAUUUGACAGUUUAUCAUGUUGUUUUUCAUACAUACAAUAUGUCACUACGCUGUAUUACUGGCGGUUGCAGUCACGAACAUAAAAUUCUGCUAAUUGAGGCAUGUUGGUCAUUCACUUAGAAAAUGGCACAUUUUUCUCUGCUGUAUUCUUGUGUUGUUGGGAGAUAAUGUGUAUAUUUCCAUCAAGAAAAGCAUCAAACCUACCAUGUUUUUCCUUGUGUUUGUGCGUAUAUGUGUGUAAAAUGUCAUGCAUGUUCGGUCGACAACUCAUAAAUAUGAUAUGAAGUAUAAGAAAGUGACUAAAUGACAGGAAAACACAUUUUUUUUGCAACAUCAACAACUUCUAAACAUAUCUACAAUAUAUCGUAGUGCAACAUAAUGAAAAUUUUCUGCUCUGAAGUCAGCGCUGUGACAAAAGUAAAAAAA